Racocetra fulgida is the source of this 359-nucleotide messenger RNA. The record is from the annotation of a GenBank genome assembly. Lineage: Eukaryota; Fungi; Glomeromycota; Glomeromycetes; Diversisporales; Gigasporaceae.
UCGUUAAUUCUAACCACUUAUAUAUAGUUGCAUUACACAAACGCAAAAGUGACGUGCUUUUGUUACAAAAAUUGGCCGUGGCGAAAGUUUGUUGCUUUAUUAUGAUUGCCGCCGUUUUCAACCCAGCCCAAAAAAUAAAUGAAAUAAAUGAUAUUCAUAAAUUAAAUAAGAAAUAUGGUAAUACAGAUGAUCUUUAUACUCAAACUAAAUCAAAACAAUUGACGCGAGUUAAAAAAAUAAUUACAUAUAAUAAAUAUCAAGGAAAUAAUACUAUUGGCAAAGUCAUUGACAAACCAGUAAGAGAUAUUGGAAAACGAUCAGAUGGAUGUUUCUAUAACCCGGGUUUGAUAACACUAUAG